ACCUAAAAGCCUACAGAGAGAAGUUCUCGUUUAUCCGAAGCUUUUCAUGUGAUAUUCUCUCUUUCGAGGUCGCGUGGAACUUUUGCUAGGGUUCUUACCUUAUCAAUGGAAAAUGCAUCCGAAGGGGUGCCUGGAGAGAACCACGGAACUUUGGAGGAUGGAACGACCGAAGAGAAUUCUUCGAGUGUUCUCGAUCUCACCAGUUACCAGCUCCAUGAACUCGAUGGCGUCGAGCUUUCUCCGAGCUUAGUCGAGUUGGAUUUGACCGCUAAUCGGUUAUCGACCUUGGAUUCUCGAAUCAGUCUCCUCUCGCAGCUCAAAAAGCUCUCUUUGCGCCAAAAUCUAUUCGAUGACGCGGGAAUCGAGCCAAUUUCUAGAUGGGAUACGAUAUCAGGCCUUGAAGAGCUGGUGGUCAGGGAUAAUAAACUAACGAAAAUACCAGAUGUCAGCAUUUACAAGAGUCUCCUGGUAUUUGAUGUUUCUUUCAAUGAAAUUUCUUCCUUAAGUGGUUUGUCCAAGGUAUCAAACACACUCAAGGAACUCUAUGUUUCGAAGAAUGAGGUGACUAAGAUGGAGGAACUUGACCACUUUCAUGAACUGCAAAUUCUUGAACUUGGUUCCAACAGAUUACGGGUAAUGGAAAAUUUGCAGAACUUAACACUUUUGCAAGAGCUGUGGCUGGGACGGAAUCGUAUCAAAGCAGUUGACCUGUGUGGAUUGAAAUGCAUCAAGAAGAUUAGCUUACAGAGCAACCGUUUAACGUCUAUGUUGGGACUUCAGGAAUGUGUUGCUCUAGAAGAACUAUACUUGAGCCACAAUGGCAUUGCAAAGAUGGAAGGCCUAUCAACAUUAGUAAAUCUCCGCGUUCUUGAUGUUUCAUCAAAUAAAUUAACAGCUGUGAAUGACAUUGAACACCUUACAAGGUUGGAGGAUCUGUGGCUUAACGACAAUCAAAUAGCAUCAUUGGAGAGCAUUGAUGUGGCUGUUUCCGGUUCUCGGGAGGCGCUGACGACUAUUUACCUUGAGCACAAUCCAUGUGCAAGUUCCCCAAAUUACACUUCUACUCUAAGGCAGAUCUUUCGAAACCUCCAACAACUGGAUUCAGAUGUAUUUUCGUAAGAAUUUUGGCAGCUUUGUACUUGCAGGUUAUUUUAAGAGAGGAUUAUAGAAUAUGCUGAUAGACUCCGAGAGAAAUUGAGCAUCUGAUGAGAGUUUGUGUUUCUGGGCUUAUUCAUUUUGUCCUUUUAAUUUUACCCCUUGAAUGUUCUAUUUGUAUUCUCAAAGAUUGCAGUAAAGUUAUGUAGAUUGUAGGUUAAAAAUUCUAUUUGGUUCUUUCUGAAGGAUAUGAUUGAUCAUAGGUAAAGAAACCAGAGCAACUUGAAGGCCAGGGCUUGUGCGAGUGUUGUGUGCUUGUUCUCAAUUCAUACAUACAUUAAAAAGAAAUAAAAACAAAGAAGCUAAGUUUGAACUUCCUCGACACUUGUGUUUAGUAUUUUCCAUGUUGCAGGUUGUACUUUAUUUAAACUUUGUUAUUUCUUAUGCAAUUAAGAAAUAUGAUGUUUUGACCUUUACGUGAUUCAUUUUGGGUCUAGUUUCUUUG
Molecule: messenger RNA, 1600 nt
Organism: Telopea speciosissima
Lineage: Eukaryota; Viridiplantae; Streptophyta; Magnoliopsida; Proteales; Proteaceae
Product: protein phosphatase 1 regulatory inhibitor subunit PPP1R7 homolog
Exons: 6
Coding region: 106-1119 (337 amino acids)
Molecular function (GO): protein binding
Source: RefSeq, a predicted model, not a curated record